UUCGAUUAUGACGAGCUGGAAUCAAAUCUGAAGAAGCUGGAGCAUGACUGUAAAGCAUCGUGGGAUUAUCUGGCCAAAAUUAGCAAAAAUGACACUUCAUCAUCAAUGAAGCAGAAAAUUAACGAUUACUUAAAUGACGUGGCUCAACGAAUCCACCAACUUAAAGCUAUCUAUAGGAUCGCUUUCAAUAGGCUGGAAGUACCAUCGCUGAAGCCAAUGGCUGUUUUCAAGAUGGUCAUUGAGUUUGCAUUAGAAUAUCGUACAACACGAGACAAAAUCCUGCAGCAGCGAAAACGGCUAGCAGACAAACGUGAACGUAAUAAAACACGUGGUAAAAUAUGGGCCUUGGAACAAAGUGGUAAGGAAGGUGGAAGCGAAGUAAGUGGGAGCCGAAGGCUUGCUCAAACACAGAUGAACGCUGAACAGGUUGCUCUUUCUUUUCACUAG
Messenger RNA from Gongylonema pulchrum, 447 nucleotides. Lineage: Eukaryota; Metazoa; Nematoda; Chromadorea; Rhabditida; Gongylonematidae. The record is from the annotation of a GenBank genome assembly.